Molecule: messenger RNA, 528 nt
Organism: Capsicum annuum
Lineage: Eukaryota; Viridiplantae; Streptophyta; Magnoliopsida; Solanales; Solanaceae
Product: cysteine-rich and transmembrane domain-containing protein WIH2
Cellular component (GO): plasma membrane
Source: RefSeq, a predicted model, not a curated record
AACAAUGAGUUACUACAAUCAACAACAACCUCCUGUUGGUGUACCUCCACCACAAGGGUAUCCACCAGAAGGUUACCCAAAAGAUUCAUACCCACCACCUGGAUAUCCGCAGCAAGGGUACCCUCAACAAGGGUAUCCACCACAAGGGUACCCUCCACAGUAUGCACCUCAGUAUGGUGCACCACCUCCUCAACAACAACAUCAAUCAUCUAGUAGUACUGGAUUAUUGCAAGGAUGUUUGGCUGCUCUUUGCUGUUGCUGUCUCUUGGAUGCAUGCUUUUGAUGCUGUAAAUGAUCUGUACGCAAAGUGUUGAUGACAAAAGAUGAUUGAAAUCCAUUAUCAUAGUCUAGAUUAUUUUCCUUGUAUGUGUUUUGUCCUUGUUGUCCUGUCAUUUAUAAAUAAUUUGAUCUUGCUAUGGUGUCUAUUUGCCAAAUUAUACGUUUAUGUACAACGUGAGAGAUUGUAUUUUAUUUUUUAUGUUUUGGACCUCAAUAUGUGAAUCAAUGCACCUUGAUUUGGUUAAACAA